AUCCCGCCAGCCUGGGUUGGGGGGAACAAAACAGCAAAGAAAAAAGCCAGCAGCAGUGUCAAAGGUGUUCACCCAAUUCCAGCGGGAAAUCCAGCUUCCCUCUACGCAAUGUCCAAGCGAAGCUCCAAUGUCAAAUCCAUCCAGGCUAACAUAAACAUCCCCAUGGGCGCCUUCCUGCCCGGAGCUGGACAUCCCAGCAAAAGAAAAGAGGGUACCUUAGAACCUGAUGAGGGGACAUGCAUUAAAUCAGAGGAAAAAAAAGAGCUGCCUGGAGCAGUGAAGUUACCAGGACCAGCUGUCAACCUCAAGCAACUUCAGAAUGCCAAGAGUGAGUUGAAAUUUGUCCCCAAGUUUGAGUAAAAGUGAGUUGGGUUCAGAUUCAGAAAUGUCGAUAGCACUGACUUUCACUUUUGAUCCACCUCUGCUCCUGCAGAAUGGCAAUGGGCAUCUCAUAUGGCCCAACAAUUUAUACAGGUCUACUGGUAUUGAUAGAAUAAACAUACCAUUU
This is a messenger RNA of Rhincodon typus (whale shark), 508 nucleotides long. RefSeq names its product small muscle protein X-linked (gene smpx). The record is from RefSeq and is a predicted model, not a curated record. The transcript has 4 exons. Lineage: Eukaryota; Metazoa; Chordata; Chondrichthyes; Orectolobiformes; Rhincodontidae. Gene Ontology annotation, cellular component: muscle tendon junction; costamere; M band. Bases 109 to 360 code for a protein of 83 amino acids.